GACACUGUCGAGGGAGAGAAGAGAGAAACGAGCUCUGGAAACGAAAUAACACAAUCACUUUACACACAAAUCGCGCACCCACACACACGCACCCACCAUGGAAGGGUUUUCGCGUAUUAAUCGCACCAUGUCGGCAGGCCCAGGGCCACCGAAAUCGCCCGCGCCGCAUCCACCCCGACGGGGCCAGAGCGUUACCGCCGGGAGGCUCACGCGGUACAGGAGCGUGCGGGAGCACAAGAGCGUGUUGGACUUUGGACGCAACUGGCGGGACUGGGAGGUGGAUAUUUUCCAGGACGACGAGACGGUGUCGAAUGCGACGACCGAGACGGGUACGGCGACGAGCAUUGCGUUGGGUCUAGGCAUUGGGAUUGCCGUGGACGAGGAGGAGGAAAGUGGCGUUGCUGGUGAUGAUGGACAGACAUCGGUCUCGUCGCCGCAUCCUCAGUAUCAGUAUCAGCAUCAGCAGCAACCACAGCAGCAGCAAACACCAGCUUCGUCGGCAAGGAGGAGGCGCACGGCGCCGUUGCUGUCGACGCCGCCGCCGCAGACCCCAUCGGGAGCACCGCAAUUGACUAUGCAAUGGCAGUGGCCCGACCUCAUGGCCGAUACCGGCGUCAGCGACGGUUCAUCUCCGUUUGAUUUCGACAAUUCUUCGGUCAGUCGUGGUGCAGUAACACCAGGAGAUGAAGGCUAUGGUGCGAAUUAUUAUUGUCGUGGGGGUGUUGAUGCUGGAGAUGGUGCGGUUGGCGGUGGAAAAAGAAUGGCGGUCCCAGCCCCUCCCGAGUCCCCCGUGCGGUUCAGCUACCCCAAUCGAAGGCGACCAACCAAGACGGCCCCCAAACCGGAUCUUGACGACAGCUGGAGCCCCUUGCAUGGAAGCUCGUCUCCUCCUUUUUUUUCUUCUUCGCCGCCUUCUUCGUCUCCAAAAUCCCCUACCACUACGACUACGGAUACCAGGUCAUCUCCUGCGGGUGGUCGUGCUAGUUGUAUUGCUGGUGGUGGGAGUGCAACUGGAACAGACGCAUGCGGCCCCUAUGGCCCCAGACCCCCAAGCGAACCAGGUUCCCUAUUCUCCCUAGCGCCGUCCUAUUCCGGGUCCACGUCCCCAGCCCCAGGGGUUCCAGGGGUUCCAGGGGUUUCCUCCACUCAGGCCGCCCCUUUGUACGCCUUGGGCCCCUGUCCGUCGGCCCCGUCUGCAGGAUCAGCGUUAUUACCACCAGCGCCAGCGUCAGCUGCUGAUGCGUCUGCUUCUGCUCCUUGGUCUGCGGCACCGAAACCGAACCUCCUUGUACCACAACCACCAACACCGCUGACGACAGUACCUCCUACACCACCAUUGCCCGUGGUCGCAGCAGUUCCAGUCGUCCGCGCAUUCGCACUUGCGCCUGCAUCUGCUUCUGCGCCAGCGCCAGGAGAAGGAUUCCAAGGAACGGCACCACUUGAACCAGUUACACCACCGCCGCCAAUACCGCAUCACCCUCCUCCUCCUCCUCCUCCCCCUCCACCACCACACUCGCUAUUACAUCGAACACAACCAUCUCCUCCUGGAUUGGGACUGGGACUGGGACUGCUUCCGUUGCCCUUCCCGGCUCAAGGCCAAGCCAGAGUCCAAGCCCAGGCACAUCAUACCCGAGCACGCGACCUCGUCCCGCCUCCCGGUCUCCAUCUGCGCCCUCGUUCGCACAAUCCAAUCUUGGUUUCUUCCCACUCGUCAUGCGCCGACCUGAAGCUCGCUGCCAGGGCUGAACACGCUCGCUCUCAAAUCAUCACCAAGCUCGCUCUCCAACCCGACCUUGACAACAACUACUACACCUCCAACAACACCAAUAAGGAGGAACUCCACAACAGCAACGACCCCAACUGGGACCAGCAACUUGCCCGUCAAGAAGAAGAUCGACAGCGCCGGCGCCACCAACAACACCACCAGCAACUGCUCGCUCAGGAAGAAGAGGAGCACCGACGUCGCAAAGAACAGGAAGAGGAGGACGCUGCUCGCUGGGCCGAAGAGGUUGCUCGUCUUGAAGCAGAGACCGAUCGCAUUUUAGCAGACCAAAAGGCAAAAGACCUUGCGAGACUCUCGGCUCAAUUGGCAGACCAAAAGGCAAAGGACCUCGCUCGACUCCAGGCUCAAUUGGCUGCCGUACCCGACGCACCAGCCUCCCGUGUCCGGAGCCCCAUUGUCGACAAGUUCACCUUCUUCUUGAGAAAGGGUCGCAAGUCCGACCCUGCCACUACUCUCACAAAACCUCCCUCUCAAUAUUUUCAACCCCUCACCCUUGAUCACAGGCCCGUCAGUGUCAUGGACCCCUCCCGCUUUAUACAAGCCGGUGGUGGCGGCAUUGUCCCCCAGACAGAUGCUCCGACCUCUGCCAGCAAUGCUGGAGAACGCCGAGUGACGAUACGUUGCAUGCAAUCGUCAAUCAGUCUUCCCGUCACCCCGGAUACUACCCCGAGUGAGAUUCUAUACUCGGCCGCCAACCUCAUGACCCACAAUAUCAACCCGCAAACCAGUGUCGUGCUCGAGUGCUACUUUGCGUUUGGUCUGGAACGCCGCCUGAGACGCUAUGAGCCAGUGGCUCUCGUGAUGAAUUCCUGGGACCGCGAUACGCAGCACUGCCUACUCAUCGUACCGGGUGAACCUACGGACAAGAACCCCGACCUGAACAUCGAAAGUGUGCCCCGCACCAUCGAUCCGCCCCCAGGUCUCAUCAACUUCGCGCUAUACCACUCUCAGCGGCCCGGUAAAUGGAACAAACGCUACGUCACGCUCCUGGAGACUGGGCAAAUGUUCUCGGCCAAGAAGAAGGAUGCCAAACUGUCGGACAAGGAUGCCGUCUCGCUCUGCCAUCUGUCCGACUUUGACUUAUAUACAGUCACCGAAAAGGACAUGCUGAAGCAGAUUAGAGCUCCAAAGAAGAAUUGCUUUGCCAUCAAGAGUCAACAGAAAUCAACAGUCUUCCAGAAUACGGAAAACUUCAUUCACUUCUUCGCCACGGACGAUGUCAAGCUCGCGGAAGACUUCCAGAGAGUCGUGCAAGGGUGGCGUAGUUGGUACAUCGCAAACAAGAUAGUUGACUUGAACAAGAAAAAGUCAUCUACACACAGCAGCAGUGCGAGAAGCGGAACAAAAACGGGCGGCGGCGGUCUCACACGAAGCGGCACUUUGCACCGGCCCCGGCCAUCCACCGAAGAGACGCCAUACACCAUUGGAACGUUCUCUCCGCUCCUGGACAUGGACAGGUUCGAGAAAUCGAUUGACGACUUUGGGAAGGAUUUGGACAACAAGCCGACGGCCCGACCGGCGGACCAUCACUCUACACCCAGACACAUCCAGUCUCAAAAGGUUGUCUCUCGAUCUAGGACCACGCCGAAUCUGUCGCAGCCUCAGACAAGGAGACUCAUCGACCCCUUUGCCAAAGACGAGUUCAAAUCCGGCGGUCUGCUGGGCCAGGCUUACGAGGGACGCAAGCAGCAAGCAGAGAAGGCUGCUGCCACCGCAGAUCAUCAACAAUAUGCAGUUGAUAGUCCGUUCACCGGUGGGCACUCGCUGCUCGGCCAGUUCCCAGAACACGAAAACAACGGGAUGCCGCAGAGAAGAGGCACGGUGCGUUCGUCUCGUCCUACGGCGACGGACCCUAUGCCCCAGCCGCGGAGUCGAUCACGGCCACCCGCCGGACGCCCGACCACAUCAUCGCGUCCCAAGACAUCAGACGGCGGGUCAUCUUCAGGGAAACGAGAGAUGCCUCAACCUCUUGUCGACCUCACGCCGAAGGUGCCAGACCUGCCCGCAGCUUGGCGAGAUGGUCAAGGUCGCGGUGUACGGGUGCCCACUGGGAAGCCCCUGAUCGAGAUGGCGACUGGGCUGGAGCUGCCAGACGGACACCUCGGGCCGCAGCUGCCAACUGUCACCCGAAUGGGCACGGCAAAGGCGUACCCCCCUCAACGUAUGGCGUCGCAGUCGGCCGCUUCGAGACCACGGAGUAGGUCCACGGCAGGCGGUGGUGCUGUACGUCGCGUGGUUUCCAAUGAGCAGCAACCUCCUAUGCCAUCUAUGCCGCGGCGAUCGUCAAGAAGGGAUGACGAUGACGUUCCGCUCAUCAACUUUGUGGAACGCGAAAGGGGCCGCGAUACGAGGCCUCGCAUGUCGCAGGGCAUGUCGCAAGGUCUCGGGCGGAGUGGUACCGUCAGGCACUGAGGGGUCACACGAGAGCGGAUGGCGGCGGCGCUCUGCUGAAGACUGGAAAGUGCCACCGACGUUGUAAAACCAAGAGAAAAAGAAGAAGAAGCGGGAGAGCGGAUCUUGCAGUGGACGCGAUUUAGGGCGCAUAGGGUGGUGUCAUUUAACAUGUAAGAUACCCGGAUGUUGACGUGACAAAAGCAUGUCGGUCACCAAAAAGCUUUUGGAGGGGGAACCAAAAAGAAGGAAACAUUUUGUUUUCUUUUAGUUUAUCUACCUGCCUA
Molecule: messenger RNA, 4461 nt
Organism: Colletotrichum godetiae
Lineage: Eukaryota; Fungi; Ascomycota; Sordariomycetes; Glomerellales; Glomerellaceae
Exons: 2
Coding region: 98-4195 (1365 amino acids)
Source: RefSeq, a predicted model, not a curated record